Molecule: messenger RNA, 795 nt
Organism: Diversispora eburnea
Lineage: Eukaryota; Fungi; Glomeromycota; Glomeromycetes; Diversisporales; Diversisporaceae
Source: the annotation of a GenBank genome assembly
AUGUAUAGUAAAGAAUGGGAAGGAAAAGUGGCAAUCGACAAAAAAGGUCGCUCUCCUGAUGCAAGUCAUGACUCCUUGAUAAAGAUAAUUCAUCAAAUACCUAGGAGCCGCAUAUUUGACCCUUCGAUUUCUGCUUUCGAGUUAUAUCCGAAAGUAAGACGUCGAGGAAAAAAUCCGCCACGCCCAAUGAAUUCUUUUAUGAUUUUAACUUUAGUUAUUCGUAAGAUUUCCUCCUUCUAUGUAGAGUUGGGAGAUGGUAAAGCAUGCACCAGGAUUGCACAAAUGAUUCGUUGGGGCGCUGAGAGAAAAGACUGGGACAUUUUUUUAAAUUUACAAAAAGAAUUCAAAACAAUUCAUGCUGCAAUGUUUCCUGAGUAUGAUUACCGUCCUAAGGGCUCAAUUCCUUCCCAGGAAACUAAUUUCCAUGUUCUGAGCUCGGAGAAUUAUGGCGAAAUGGUUCUCACCCAGAAGAAAAAGAGUAAGACGAAUCACCAACACCAACGACAACAACACCGGAAUAGUCCAUAUACCUUACCAGUAGUUCAAUCUAUUCCUGCUUCACCACAAUAUUCCCCAAUACCCCCUUCCCCUAUGCCGGAAUAUCGUCUUCCGAAUCCUUCAAAUUUAGAAAUAUCACAGAAUGGGUUUGAUUGGAAUCAAUUUAUAAUUCCAUCCGAUAAUAUUACUAAUAUUUCGGAAGAAAUGUUUAGGGAAAUAAUAUUAAGUGAUCAAAUUUUCAAUCCUUCCGUUAGCUUGUAUUUCAUGCGAGCAUAUACGGGGAAAACUUUAGGUUGA